Thalassophryne amazonica is the source of this 947-nucleotide messenger RNA. Its product is annotated as monocyte chemotactic protein 1B-like. Gene Ontology annotation, biological process: neutrophil chemotaxis; lymphocyte chemotaxis; immune response. The transcript has 4 exons. The record is from RefSeq and is a predicted model, not a curated record. NCBI's taxonomy places the organism in Eukaryota, Metazoa, Chordata, Actinopteri, Batrachoidiformes, Batrachoididae. Gene Ontology annotation, molecular function: chemokine activity; CCR chemokine receptor binding. Gene Ontology annotation, cellular component: extracellular region. The coding region runs from base 83 to 388 and encodes 101 amino acids.
ACACAGAGCAAUCCACUUCCACAGCAGGACCGAAGCUUGCACACAUAACUGCUCCACGCCGAGGGAACAGUCAGACGUCAGGAUGGCCGCCGCUCGACUCACCCUGUCUGUGUUUGUGGUGCUGAUGCUGGCUGCUGCCAUCAACGUGACCCAAGGUAUGCGAAGUGUCGGGCCGAAGAAAUGCUGCUUUCAGUUCAGAGAGAAUCCUCUGCCGAAAAACAGAGUGUCCAGUUACAUGAAGACAAGCCAGAGCUGCUCCAACCCGGCCGUGGUGUUGGAAACGGUGGCCGGUCGCCAGCUGUGCGUGAGGCCUUCAGCCGCAUGGGUGCAGAAGAUCAUCAGCUACCUGGAUGCUAAAUUCGUCGCAGGACAGGCAUCGAACCUGUAACCAUGGUGGCAGCACGUCUAUUACUACUGCUACUACUAAUACUACAGUCCAUGUGCUUCCAUGAACAGAAUGUGUACAACUAAUGCAAUGUGAUGCUGCAAUAUUCACGCAAAAUAUAUAUACAGUAAAUGUAUCACAGGUUAGCCAUGAAUGUAAGUACUAAGUAUUAUUCAAAGUUGGGUUUUUUUGUUGUUGUUUUUUAACCUUCACAUAUUUUUCAACGUGUUUAAACAUGGUUUAAUAUCAUUGUCAUGAAAGCUGCAAGUACAAAUGUCCCAGUACUUAGAUUUAUAUUGAUUAUUUGCAUUUCUAGUUAAAUGUUUUUGUGUUAUUGUAUGGAAGAUUUUUGUUUUUAACACAGAGAAGAUUUAUUGUUGAAAAAACAGUUCCUCCUCAACACAGUAGACUAUAAGCUUAACUACUAUUUCUCGACCAAAACACUGUGACAUUUAUAUGAAGGAAUAUUAUUUUUUUCCAAGGAUGUUUUGAAUUCAGUGACCUAAUUUAACAAUUUAUAUUUCUGAGUGCUUUUGCUAAAAAUCUGGAUCAUAUUCAUUUG